Molecule: messenger RNA, 4375 nt
Organism: Etheostoma cragini (Arkansas darter)
Lineage: Eukaryota; Metazoa; Chordata; Actinopteri; Perciformes; Percidae
Gene: loxl2b
Product: lysyl oxidase-like 2b
Exons: 14
Coding region: 163-2463 (766 amino acids)
Biological process (GO): sprouting angiogenesis; peptidyl-lysine oxidation
Cellular component (GO): membrane
Molecular function (GO): copper ion binding; protein-lysine 6-oxidase activity
Source: RefSeq, a predicted model, not a curated record
CUGUCAGUGGGCGGGGCCACCGCAGCUCCGGUCCAAAGCCAGAGGUUUGCAUAAGAAGGAGUGAAAGUUUAGAGAGAAGGAGAAGAAACAACUGACUUUGGGCUUUGGUCUUUACACAGUGUUACUGCAGCCUGCAGGAGGGACAAGAAAACUUCAACCAAAAUGCUGUCCACCCAUUGUCUGCCCUGCUGCACAGUCCUUCUCUUAUUGCUGUCCGAGCUGGCUCUUGCCCAGUACGAACACCUCGGAUACCCGCAGGGCUACCCUGACCCAGAACAGGAACACUACAUCGCCCCCCAGCUUUCGCCAGACACGCCCAGGAUUCAGCUCCGAUUAGCGGGGGAUAAGAGGAAACACAACGAGGGUCGCGUGGAGGUUUUCUACAACAAUGAAUGGGGCACUGUAUGUGAUGACGACUUCACUAUCCAUGCCGCUCAAGUGGUGUGCAAGGAGCUGGGCUACCUGGAAGCCAUCUCAUGGUCACCAUCCUCAAAAUAUGGGAAAGGACAAGGACCCAUCUGGUUUGACAAUCUUCACUGCACUGGCAAGGAAAAGACCCUUGCGCUGUGUCCUUCCAAUGGGAUCGGUGUUUCAGACUGCAAACACAGUGAAGACGUGGGCGUGGUGUGCAGCGAUAAAAGAAUCCCGGGAUUUAAAUUUGUCAACACCCAGCCCAACCAUGUAGAGAACCUUGAUAUUCAAGUUGAGGACGUGCGCAUACGAGCCAUCCUGUCGUCGUACCGUAAGCGAAUCCCGGUAACAGAGGGCUAUGUGGAGGUCAAGGAUGGCGGUAAAUGGAAGCAGAUCUGUAACACUGAGUGGACCCAGCUUGACAGCAGAGUCAUCUGUGGCAUGUUUGGCUUCCCUGGGGAGAGGAAGUACAAUGCCAGAGUCUACAAGAUGUUUGCUAGCCGGAGAAAGUCCACAUACUGGGACUAUGCUGUUAAUUGCACUGGCAAUGAAGCCCAUCUUUCCAGCUGUAAACUGGGCCAGGCUUCAUCAAUGAAAUUGAAUGGGACCUGUGCUGGAGGGUUGCCUGUGGUGGUGAGCUGUGUGCCUGGUAGAGACUUUGCCCCAACCUCCAUGACGGGAUUCAGGAAGGCCUUCAGACAAGAGCAACCUUUGGUUCGUCUUCGUGGUGGGGCCAUUGUGGGCGAAGGCCGAGUGGAGGUGUUGAAAAAUGGAGAGUGGGGCACCAUAUGUGAUGAUAACUGGAACCUGCUGUCUGCCACCGUGGUGUGUCGAGAGCUGGGCUUCGGUACGGCCAUAGAGGCCCUGUCUGGGGGCCGCCUGGGACAAGGAAUGGGCCCAGUACAUAUGAAUGAGGUACAGUGCACUGGAUUUGAGAAGUCCAUCACAGAGUGUGCCUUCAACAAGGAGGCUCUUGGUUGCAGCCAUGAGGAGGAUGCAGCCAUCAGAUGCAACGUUCCUUCUAUGGGCUUCCAGGAGUCGCUGCGUCUGAGUGGAGGUCGUAACCCCUAUGAGGGCCGUGUGGAGGUGCUGGUGGAGAGGAAUGGUUCCCUGGUGUGGGGGACGGUGUGCAGUGACAGCUGGGGAACCAUGGAGGCCAUGGUGGUCUGCAGACAGCUGGGCCUGGGCUUCGCCAGCAACGCUUUCCAGGAGACAUGGUACUGGCCAGGAGAGGUUAGUGCCGACAAUGUGGUGAUGAGUGGUGUUCGCUGCUCUGGUACUGAGAUGUCUCUGUCCCACUGCCUGCACCACGGAGCCCACCUCAGCUGUGCUAAAGGAGGCGGACGCAACGCCGCCGGAGUCUCCUGCUCCGAGACGGCUCCUGACCUGGUGUUGAACCCUCAGGUGGUGGAGCAGACCACCUACAUGGAAGACAGGCCUAUGUUCAUGCUGCAAUGUGCCCAUGAGGAAGAAUGUCUGUCAUCUACCGCUAACCAAGUGCCGGCCAACUCCUACCGCCGCCUGUUGCGCUUCUCUUCCCAGAUCCACAACAACGGCCAGUCUGACUUCCGGCCCAAAGCUGGCAGACACUCCUGGGUGUGGCAUGACUGUCACAGGCAUUAUCACAGCAUGGAGGUGUUUACCCUAUAUGACCUGUUCUCCCUCAAUGGAACCAAAGUGGCAGAAGGACACAAAGCAAGUUUUUGUCUGGAGGACUCAGAGUGUGAUGAAGGUAUUGAAAAGAGAUAUGAAUGUGCUAACUUUGGAGAUCAAGGCAUCACUGUGGGCUGCUGGGAUACCUACAGGCAUGACAUUGACUGCCAGUGGGUCGAUAUAACUGAUAUCAAACCUGGAGAUUACAUAUUCCAGAUAAUAAUUAAUCCAAACUAUGAGGUACCUGAGUCAGACUACACCAAUAACAUCCUGAAAUGCAGAUGUCGAUAUGAUGGCCAUCGUGUCUGGAUGUACAGCUGCCAUAAUGGUGGCUCAUUAAGCACUGAAACAGAACAGACGUUCCCAGGCCUUCUCAGCAACCAGGUGACCCACAGGUAAAGACAAAGCAGAGGAGAGGAGUCAACUGGCCGCCACCCCCCCGCCACCUCGACACCAUCUGAAGCCUACCAACCACUACACAUCUCCCUCUGUGGUGGAUUCUACUUGCCAGCCCUGCUCUAGUACAAACCAGCUUUUCAACCCCCACCCUCCUUUCCUACCCAGCUGAAAUAAUAUGUGUUUGCCCCUACUGUCCAAAAAGUGGCAGCUACAGCCUUACCAACACUUCCAACUUCGCUGGUUAAGAUCAAGAGAAUGGCAAAGGUUCCUUCUGCCCUGUAACUUUUGUUUUGGUUUUUGAACAAGUGAUGAAAUAUGCCAGGAAGUGGCAGGUAUUUUGUACAGCAUUGGGCAUUAUCAUCAAGAAGGUGUCUUCUUUUGAAGUGUAGCACUUUAACAGAACCCUGAUGCAACACUUUUUGUUCAAAGCUUAUUCUGGAGAGGUUGCAUGUCAGUGCCAGGUCGCCUGAGGAUUGAGAGGAAUCAUCUAAAACAACAGCAGUGGUUUGUCUUUGGAAGUAAAUGCAGUAUUAUAUCACUUUUUAUGGAGUUUCAUAAAGGGCCUUUUACAAACUAAAGUUCACCUGCUGUGCACUGAGUUUGUUGCACAGGCCAACUGGGCAUUUCUUCUGCAUGUCUGUUAUUUAAGAUGAAGUUUCUCUUCAUCAUCUUCAUUGAAGAGUUUGUGCAAAUAAAGCUGUGGCUAAAGCAAGUUCUCAAAAAGCCCAUUCAUCCCAAAUAACAAGUGCUAAUUGCCCAAUUAAACCGUAAAACUAAUCCACCAAGGCUGAAAUAUUACAUAGUGAUCCUCAAAUUGCCCCAAAGUUUUCUUUAAUGGAACUGGGGCGUAUAUUCUUUGAAAUUGUUCUGAAAACUACUUGCACUGCAUAAAGUCUGAAAGAUUAACUAAUCCAUUUUGCUGUACCACUUUCUGGUACGACCAGGCCUUAAAGUAGUGACACCACUGUUCUAUCACAGGCUAACAGCCAGUAGUUGUAUGUUAGCACAACUAGCCUCAACUUCAGCUUUCCUGUAUCCAAAGGCAACUUCUAGGAAAGCUUUUUGUAUUACUUUGGCAAAAUUUGGAAAGGUGUGAUUGAAAAUCUUAUAGAUAGCCCAAAGCUACACUUUCUAUACUCCCAGGAACUCUUCUCCCCACGCGCGUUCCACAUGGUUCCACAUCGCUGUCUUCCAGCAAGUUCCUUUGCAGGAUUUCAGAACAAGACUUGACAAUCUUCCCAUAAUGUAGUCAGACAUUUAUAAUAACAAUCAGAGUGUCGGUGGCAAAAACAGCCAUUUUUAGUGGGCGUACAGCCCGGGUCGCGGCGGCCAGUUACAGCAUUCUUGCUCAAUACUGGACCAAUUUCAAACAUUUUGUUCACUCAAGUCAAAGGUCAUUGUUGAAAAAAUACCAAAUUCCACUUAUAUACACUUUAGUCUACUGUAAAUGUUACUUAAGUGUGUCUUAAGUCUCAGACAGUGGCACUAGGAGGAUCAUAGGACUGUUCUACAGUAACAUGCUUUCAAAAAACGGAAGGUUUCAGCGAUUACCUCACUGCCUUAUAUGUUGCUUUUACAAGGAAACAGAAAAAGCACAGAUGAGAUAAAUCUCAUGAAUAACAUUUCCCCCGUGUUAAAGUUGCAGAUAUCAAUUACUUACUGUUAUUAAAGUUAGUUUUAAAAAGUUGUAUUCCUUUAAAAAAUAUGUUAUGUACAAUAUUAUUUGUGAACCCUUUUUUAUUGUAGUAUGUUUUCUAAUGGUGCUAUCAAACUGUUCCUCUGUUUUCUGAGGGUACAGUACAUGUUGAACAGCUACAUUAUGUACACUAACAGUAUACUUGAACUGAGUGUAAGGAACAAUUUGCUUUGUGUGUUAAACUAUAAUAAAUGUCUGAGUUAAGGAGCAACCAAA